GUCCCGAUCCUGGUCUGGUCUCUGGGGCUCCUCGCUCUCCGCUGCCGGAGGCCCCGGUGACUCUGCUGCCGCCUGUGUUGCCCUGUGACCUCCAGGUCCCUGAAGAUCCGUAGGGAGGAUGUGGGGACACGCCGGAAGCGGGGAGGUGGCACUGUUGACAUUCAUGGAUGUGGCCAUAGAAUUCUCUCUGGAGGAGUGGGAAUGCCUGGACCCUGCUCAGCAGAAUUUGUAUAGGGAUGUGAUGUUAGAGAACUACACAAACCUGGUCUCUGUAGGUCUUGCUGUCUCUAAACCAAAUCUGAUCACCUGUCUGGAGCAAAGAAGUGAACCUUGGAAGGUGAAGAAAUACAUUGCAGUAGCCAAAUACCCAGCUGUGUCUUCUCAUUACACCCAAGACCAUUUGCCACGGAAAAGCCAGAAAGAUUCAUUCCAAAAGGUACUACUGAGAGAUUAUGAAGGGUCUGGACUUCAUAAUUUAAGCUUAAGGAAAGACUGGAAAAGCGUGGGUGAGUGUAAGGAGCAGAAAGAAUGUCAUAAUGGAUUUAACCAAUUUUCAACAGCUAGCCAUUGCAAAGUCAUAAAAUGUGAUAAAUGUUUGAAAGUCUUCAGAAAAUUAUCAAAACGAAAUAGACAUAAGAUAAGACAUACUACAAUUCCUAUUGGAGAGAAACCCUACAAAUGUGAGGAAUGUGGGAAAGCUUUUAUCCAGCAUUCAAACCUGACGACACAUAAGAGAAUUCAUACUGGAGAGAAACCCUACAAAUGUGAAGAAUGUGGCAAAGCUUUUAAGUGGUCUUCAUAUUUUAACAUACAUAAGACAAUUCAUACUGGAGAGAAACCCUACAAAUGUGAAGAAUGUGGCAAAGCUUUUAAGUGGUCUUCAUACCUUAAUAUACAUAAGACAAUUCAUACUGAGGGGAAACUGUACAAAUGUGAGGAAUGUGGCAAAGCUUUUAUCCAGCAUUCAAACCUGACGACACAUAAGAGAAUUCAUACUGGAGAGAAACCCUACAAAUGUGAAGAAUGUGGCAAAGCUUUUAUCCAGCAUUCAAACCUGACCAGACAUAAGAAAAUUCACAGUGGAGAGAAACCCUACAAAUGUGAAGAAUGUGGCAAAGCUUUUAUCCAGUGUUCAAUCCUGACCAAACAUAAGACAAUUCAUACUGGAAAGAAACCCUACAAAUGUGAAGAAUGUGGCAAAGCUUUUAAGUGGUCUUCAUACCUUAACAUACAUAAGACAAUUCACACUGGAGAGAAACCCUACAAAUGUGAGGAAUGUGGCAAAGCUUUUAUCCAGCGUUCAAACCUGACCACACAUAAGAAAAUUCAUAGUGGAGAGAAACCCUACAAAUGUGAAGAAUGUGGCAAAGCUUUUAUCCGCCAUUCACACCUGACCACACAUAAGAAAAUUCAUACUGGAGAGAAACCCUACAAAUGUGAAGAAUGUGGCCAAGCUUUUAUCCAGCGUUCAAACCUGACUACACAUAAGACAAUUCAUACUGGAGAGAAACGCUACAGAUGUGAACAAUGUGGCAAAGCUUUUAUCCACUGUUCACACCUGACUGCACAUAAGAGAAUUCAUACUGGAGAGAAACCCUACAAAUGUGAAGAAUGUGGCCAAGCUUUUAUCCAGCGUUCAAACCUGACCACACAUAAGAGAAUUCAUACUGGAGAGAAACCCUACAAACGUGAAGAAUGUGGCAAAGCUGUUAUGCAGCGUUCACACCUGACCAAACAUAAGACAAUUCAUACUAGAUAA
Lemur catta (Ring-tailed lemur) is the source of this 1759-nucleotide messenger RNA. RefSeq names its product zinc finger protein 737-like. The coding region runs from base 119 to 1759 and encodes 546 amino acids. The transcript is spliced from 5 exons. The record is from RefSeq and is a predicted model, not a curated record. Gene Ontology annotation, cellular component: nucleus. Gene Ontology annotation, molecular function: DNA-binding transcription activator activity, RNA polymerase II-specific; RNA polymerase II cis-regulatory region sequence-specific DNA binding. NCBI's taxonomy places the organism in Eukaryota, Metazoa, Chordata, Mammalia, Primates, Lemuridae. Gene Ontology annotation, biological process: regulation of transcription by RNA polymerase II.